This is a messenger RNA of Solanum verrucosum, 1581 nucleotides long. Its product is annotated as chromatin remodeling protein EBS-like. The transcript is spliced from 6 exons. Bases 278 to 928 code for a protein of 216 amino acids. NCBI's taxonomy places the organism in Eukaryota, Viridiplantae, Streptophyta, Magnoliopsida, Solanales, Solanaceae. The record is from RefSeq and is a predicted model, not a curated record. Gene Ontology annotation, molecular function: chromatin binding.
CAUUUUCCAGCAACUAGGGUUUUUUCCCCUCUUCUUUUACUGAGGGAGUUAGAGUUGUCCGAUUCUUACCCAUUUCCAGUUUUUACUGUUGUCAUCACCACAUGGUUUUUAUUGUACAUUUUCUUAAAAGAAGUGCAGACAAAAAAGAUUGAGUCUUUCUUGUAAACCAAUAGAAAUUUCUGGAGGUUUUUCCAUUCUUGAAGAUUGAGUCUUUCUUGUGAACCAAUAGAAAUUUCUGGGUUUUUUUACCAUUCUUGAAGACUGAGUUUAAAGAUUGAUGGCUAAGACUAAACCUGGAAAGAAAGACCUUGAUUCUUACAGUAUCAAGGGCACCAACAAAGUUGUUAGACCUGAUGAUUGUGUAUUGAUGAGACCAUCUGAUUCUGAUAAACCUCCAUACGUGGCAAAAAUAGAGAAGCUAGAGGCUGAUCACCGGAAUAAUGUGAAGGUCAGAGUUAGAUGGUAUUACCGACCCGAGGAGUCUAUUGGUGGUCGCAGACAGUUCCAUGGGGCCAAAGAACUGUUCUUGUCAGAUCACUUUGAUGUGCAGAGUGCACACACCAUUGAAGGGAAGUGCAUAGUGCACUCUUUUAAGAACUACACCAAAUUGGAGAAUGUGGGCCCUGAGGAUUACUUUUGCAGGUUCGAGUACAAAGCUGCCACAGGGGGGUUUACUCCUGACCGUGUAGCUGUGUAUUGUAAGUGUGAGAUGCCCUACAACCCUGAUGAUCUCAUGGUACAAUGUGAAGGAUGCAAAGACUGGUUCCAUCCCUCUUGUAUGGGCAUGACCAUUGAUGAAGCAAAGAAAUUAGAGCAUUUCUUGUGUUCUGACUGUUCCUCAGAAGAUGAAACCAAACGUCCUUUGAACUCAUUUCAUGUUUCACCACCUGAUGAAGCAAAGGUGGAGCCAAAGCGCAGGAAGAGAUAAAUAGCUGACCUUGAUGCAGUAUGAGGAGGUGCCUGUUUCUAUAUUGGAUUACAUGUGAAGCUGGAUGUAUGAUGACAAGCCUGUAAGAGCUGAUCAAGAAUCAUAUUGAUGAAUAAGAACUUUGCCUCAUCUCGAGUUGCAAUAUAUCUGGUUAGGAUCUCCUGAUCAAGAAUCAUAUUACAACAACAUACCCAGUGUAAUAUCAAACCAUGGGACAGGGAAAAAAGAACAGCUUUCUAGGUUCUGCCAUUGUAGGGUCAAAAAUCUCACAAGUACGCAGACCUUACCUCUUCCUUAAAAGGAAGAGAGGCCUGAUCAAGAAUCAUAUUACAACAACAUACCCAGCGUAACCCCACAAGUACGCAUACCUUACCUCUUCCUUAAGAGGAAGACAAACCUGAUCGAGAAUCAUAUUACAACAACAUACCCAGUGUAAUCCCAAAAGUACACAAACCUUAUCUCUUCCUUAAAAGGAAGAAACACCUGAUCAAGAAUCAUAUUCGUAGUGUACUAAUUCGCUUAAAUUUUCCUGGGAACUCGUUGAUCAAUAGUGAUCUUUUGAUCGAUGUCCCUUGCUACAAUCCUUGUAUGUGAUUAAUGGAAGAUUGAGAAACUUCCGUUGCUGAAAAUGAAGUUAUUUCUGCUACUUGGGC